AAGGUAAAAAUAAAUUGGAAAAUAAUUCUAAUAAAUUACAAAAGGUCCAAACAAAAGGAAAUAUAAAUUCUACGAAAUCUUCUAAACUUGAGAAACGUAGUAAAAAACUCGAAGAGAAUAAAAAUAAUAUGAAAUCUCAAACAGAUAAAGUAAAAGUUUUAAAUAAAACCCAAUCUGUUAAGAACGUUGUAUCAAAAAACAAAACUCAAUCUGUUAAGAACGUUGUAUCAAAAAACAAAACUCAAUCUGUUAAGAACGUUGUAUCAAAUAACAAAAGCCAAUCUUUUAAGAAAGUUGUAUCAAGUAAUAAAACCCAAUCUGUUAAAGGUGCUGUAUCAAACAAUAAAACUCAAUCUGUUAAGAACGUUGUAUCAAAUAAUAAAACAAGUGAUGAAGAAUAUGAAAAUGACAGUUCAGACGAAGAAGAUAUUCGUAAUACCGUAGGUAAUAUACCUAUGAAAUGGUACGAUGAAUAUGAUCACAUUGGUUACAACUGGGAAGGUAAAAAAAUCAUGAAACCGGAGAAAGGUGACCAAUUAGAUAAUUUCUUAAAGAGAAUGGAAGAUCCAGAUUUUUGGAGAACAAUAAAGGAUCCACAAACUGGACAAGAUGUUAUACUUAGCGAAGAAGAUAUACAAUUAAUUACUAGGAUACAAAAACAAAGAAUUCCUGAUGUACAAUUCGAUGAAUAUGCUCCAUGGGUGGAAUGGUUUACAUCAGAAGUUAUGAAAACACCGCUUCGUAAUUAUCCUGAACACAAACGUUCAUUCUUACCUUCUAAACUUGAAGCCAAAAAAGUAUCCAAAUUUGUACACGCGUUGAAAAUGGGUUGGAUGAAAUCAACAGCAGAAAUGGAAAAGGAAAAACAACAAAAAAAUAAAACACCAGAGUUUUAUAUGUUAUGGCAGUCUGAUGAUCAAGCUGAGGAAAUGCGUAGAAUUCACAAACACAUACCACCACCUAAAAGACAUUUACCUGGUCAUGCGGAAAGUUAUAAUCCUCCACCAGAAUAUCUAUUCGAUAGCAAAGAACUUAAAGAGUGGAAUAAAUUAAAGGCAACACCAUGGAAAAGGAAGUUACAUUUUAUUCCACAAAAGUAUACUUCGUUAAGAGAAGUACCUGCUUAUCCUAGAUAUAUCAAGGAAAGAUUUAAAAGAUGUUUAGAUUUGUAUUUAUGUCCAAGAGCAUUAAAAAUGAGAUUAACGAUAGAACCGGAAGCUUUGGUACCGCAAUUGCCUAGUCCCAAAGAUUUGCAACCAUUCCCAACAACGAUGUCUAUGAUCUUUAAAGGUCAUACAGAUAUGGUCAGAAGUAUUACAGUAGAACCAUAUGGACAAUACAUCGCUUCUGGUGGAGAUGACAUGACACUCAAAAUUUGGGAAAUAGCUACUGGCAGAUGUACGAAAACAGUGGCUUGUGGUGGUGUAAUUAGAAGUGUUGCUUGGUGUCCUAAUCAAGCCCUAUCUCUCAUAGCUGUUGCAGCAGAUAAAAAAGUUCUUUUAAUAAAUCCAGGAGUCGGUGAUCAUCUUAUUACGAAAAAAACAGAUCAAUUGUUAGAAAUAAUACCGCAAAGUGAUAUUAUAGUUAGCGAAAGAGUAAAAUCAGCUGUACAGUGGGAACAACCGGAGGGUGAAUCAUGGAAUAAAGGAAUUAGAUUAAUAUUGAAUCAUUUCAAAACAGUAAAACAAGUUACGUGGCAUGGUAAAGGUGAUUAUUUUGCCGUAGUUAUGCCCGAUGGACAAAAUAGAUCUGUUUUGAUAAAUCAAUUAUCAAAAAGAAGAUCUCAAUUACCAUUCACUAAAUCCAAAGGUUUAAUACAAUGCGUAUUGUUCCAUCCAAUAAGGCCUUUCCUAUUUGUUGCGACUCAAAGAAAUGUUAGAAUAUAUGAUUUAGUUAAACAAGAAAUGGUGAAAAAAUUAUUGUCCAAUUCUCAAUGGAUAUCAACGAUGGCUAUACAUCCUGGUGGUGACAAUAUUUUGGUUGGUACCUAUGAUCGUAAAAUGUUAUGGUUCGAUUUGGAUUUAAGUACAAAGCCAUAUCAAACAUUACGUUUACAUGGCACUGGUGUUAGAGGUGUAGCUUUUCACAAACGUUAUCCUCUUUUUGCUUCCGGUGCCGAUGAUAGAAGUCUCAUUAUUUCACAUGGAAUGGUUUACAAUGAUCUAUUACAAAAUCCAUUAAUAGUACCAUUGAAAAGAUUAUGUAAUCAUGAAUCUUACAACGAUUUUGGUAUUUUCGAUGUGAUGUUUCAUCCUACUCAACCAUGGGUAUUUUCUGCUGGAGCUGAUUCAACUAUACGAAUGUAUACAUAAUACAUUUUAUAUUAUAAUUAUUAUUAAUUAUUUUAAUACAAACAAAAAAUAAUAAAUGUUCAU
This is a messenger RNA of Polistes dominula (European paper wasp), 2375 nucleotides long. Its product is annotated as ribosome biogenesis protein BOP1 homolog. Gene Ontology annotation, biological process: ribosome biogenesis; maturation of LSU-rRNA from tricistronic rRNA transcript (SSU-rRNA, 5.8S rRNA, LSU-rRNA). NCBI's taxonomy places the organism in Eukaryota, Metazoa, Arthropoda, Insecta, Hymenoptera, Vespidae. The record is from RefSeq and is a predicted model, not a curated record. Gene Ontology annotation, cellular component: PeBoW complex; preribosome, large subunit precursor. Gene Ontology annotation, molecular function: protein binding; ribonucleoprotein complex binding.